Molecule: messenger RNA, 8953 nt
Organism: Sapajus apella (tufted capuchin)
Lineage: Eukaryota; Metazoa; Chordata; Mammalia; Primates; Cebidae
Gene: NCAN
Product: neurocan
Exons: 17
Coding region: 2696-6664 (1322 amino acids)
Biological process (GO): cell adhesion
Molecular function (GO): hyaluronic acid binding; calcium ion binding
Source: RefSeq, a predicted model, not a curated record
GGGGUGGGUGCAUUGUGGGACCCCAGAACCCAGCCGUCGCGAUGGCCGGGGGACAUUUCAAAAUCGAAGUUCCCCCUCAAGGAGGUGGGGGUUUUGUGUGUGUAUCCACCCCAGACAGGCGGGGAGGGGAAUGUGCCCAGCGGUUCUAGGGUCCCCUGUGAGCCUGAUGUGACUGUGGUUGUGUCUUUGUUGGAAAACUUGUGCCGAGGGCCACAUCACCAUGUGGCAAAAUGAUGGGUGCUCAUCAGUCACUGCGGCCACAUUUAUCCAUCCCGGUUUGUUCCAGGGGCUGGCAUCGCCAUGUGAGUGAGUGAGGAGCUAUGUCUGAUGCUUCUCCGUUCAUCGAGGGGUUUAUGUGGGGGGGCCCGAGACUGUGGGUGUGUGUCUUUGUGCAGAAGACACGCCGCCUGUCUUGUGAGUGCCCAUAUUGUCUCUCUUUGUUAAUGUCACUGUGAAUCUGUGUGAGUGUGUGUCUCCCCGGGGUCUGUGUCUGGGGUGUGUGGCUGUGUGUGUCCCGCAUGUGUAUGUGAAGGGCCCAAGGGUUCUUUCCACGCGAUUGGCAGUGUGCGCCCUGGGCAUGGGGGUGUGGGAUGUGGUCUGUGUUCAGAGUUGGGGUGCUAACAGGGAAAGCGUGAGCAGGGGCUGAAGUCCCCAAUAGGCAGCCCAUCUCCCUUUCUCCUCCACGGAGUUCCACACUCACACUCAUGCACACUAAUACACCCUGACUCUCAGGUCAGAAACACACCCAUGUGUGCACAGCCCCUGCCAAGGGUCACUCAAACCCACACAUCCACAGAUCUCACUAGGUCCCAUGUGCUCCACCUGGUGCAUGGAGCUGCUAUGGGCCCGCAAACACGGCAUGCACACACCACAGGACACAACUGCCUGCACACCUGUGCCAGGACACAACACCCCAGACACACACCCAGUCACACUCACAAAUGCCCAUUGGCAAACUCACCCUCAGUGCUGACUGAGACUGGAGGUGGGAGUGAAGUGAAGGAGGGGACACACACACACACACACACACAGACUCAUACACACACACACUCAUACACACACAUUCACAUUGAUCGGAGCUGCCCCUCCUCCAGCACCCCGCAGGCCCCUGCUUGCAUAUGCAUGAGGCUCUUACAUUAUUCAUGAGGGCACGGGCCCCAGACAGCUGUGUAAAUGCUCAUCUCUGGCCGCCCUGGGGAGGAGGUAUUUUAAGAGAAGGGUGUGGGUGUGUGAGGGUGCAAGUGGAAGGGAGUGGGAGGGUGUGUGGGGGGUGUGUGCACCUGAAACUGUGUCUGUCACCAUGUUGGGCAACCUCAAUAUAUUUUUAGUGUAUACAUGCGGCUUUGUGUCUAAAGAGCUGUUUUUAAAUUUAACAUUUCUAGGACUUUACAAGUCUUAGGUCAUUUCAUUCUUGCAGUAGCUGUAGGCGGUACUUGCUGGAUGAUAUCCAUUUUAGAGGUGGGGAAACUGAGGCACGGAGUGAUUGAAGCAGCUUGUCCUGAGUUAGAAGCAGGGCUAUCUGGAUAUAGUCUGUCCUCUUAAGUGUGUGUGUGUGUGUGUGUGUGUGUGUGUGUGUGAAUUUUCUGGCCUCGUCCCCUCCUAAAGCCCUGUUGGGGGCAGGUGCAACCUGCAGUCCUGUCUCUCUCUAAUACCUGGCCAGGCCUGAAACAGCCAUGAUGGGACCCCACACUUGCUCGGGGUUCUAAGGGGAAGAAACAAAAACACCCUGAGAUGAAGGCAGAGGUUGCUGAGGUUUACAAGUUGGUAGUUGGGGGCACAGGCCCAGGGUCUGGCCUUGACCUCUAUCCUGCUGUGCAGCCUGAGGCAAACCUCUAGCCCUCUCUGGUCCCUGAGGCAUCUUGCUAGCUGGCGGGAGGCAGGGGCAGACCAGGUGGACUUUGCUGUUGCGUUGCUGCCUCAGAAGUUCAGCACCACGGACAGGUCCUAGGCCGGCCUCCCAGCCGGGAGGGAAAACUGGGGAAGGGGACAGCUGUCCUCCACAGCCUUCCAUUCUGGACUCCGUUCACACCCCCUCCUCAGGGAUAAUUUCUUAUGGGGGCGGGGUGCAAGAGCUGGGUUUGCAGAUGAUGUUCUAAUUUCCCAUCUGCGCCCACCUCCUGAGCCCUGGUGAGGGGGAUUCACAGGGGUGGGAGGUUUUGGUGAGGGACCACCUCCCCCGGAUUUCUAGGCUCUGGAAGAAUGUGAGGUCAGCGAAUGCACUGCUGUGUUCCAACGACUGGCAUGGGCUUUGCUCACAGUAGGUGCUUAAUAAUUGUCCACUUUAUGCCCAUGGGUCCUAGCCCCUGUAGAGAAUUGGACCCACAACUGAAAUUUCUCUGUGGACCUAAGAAGCAUCUUUUGUUGGGCCUUGUGAAGUCAGGGGGAGGAUGGGUGGGCAGGGGUGAGCCCCUUCCUCCAGCUGGGAGUUGGCGGCUCCUCCAAAAAUCCCAGAAACCAAGAAUAGAAUCUUGGUGACAACCAAAUCCUGGAAUUGAAGCUGCGAAUCGUGUCAGCCAGCAAACCCAGAUUAAAGGAUGGCUUGGAGGCCAGCCUGCUGCCUGGACUGGGGAUGCUGGGAGGACCGGGACUGACUGGUGCCCUCUAGCAGCCGCCAGUCUGAUGGAGGAGGCUGACUUGAAAAGUGGUAUUUCAAUCUUGGCUGUGUUAACAAAGGAAGGCACAGAGAAGGUCCAGGAUGGGGACCACGUUUGUCUGGGCCUCAGGCCUUUUGAUGCUGCAGAUGCUGCUCUUUGUGGCUGGGGAACAGGGCACACAGGAUAUCGCCGAUGCCAGCGAAAGGGGGCUCCACAUGCAGAAGCUGGGGUCUGGGUCAGUGCGGGCUGCGCUGGCAGAGCUGGUGGCCCUGCCCUGUCUCUUUACCCUGCAGCCACGGCCAAGUGCGGCCCGAGACGCCCCUCGGAUCAAGUGGACCAAGGUGCGGACUGCGUCGGGCCAGCGACAGGACUUGCCCAUCCUGGUGGCCAAGGACAACGUUGUGAGGGUGGCCAAAAGCUGGCAGGGACGAGUGUCGCUGCCUGCCUACCCCCGGCACCGAGCCAACGCCACGCUACUGCUGGGACCGCUGAGGGCCAGCGACUCCGGGCUGUACCGCUGCCAGGUGGUGAGGGGCAUCGAGGAUGAGCAGGACCUGGUGCCCUUGGAGGUAACAGGUGUUGUGUUCCACUACCGGGCAGCCCGGGACCGCUACGCGCUGACCUUCGCUGAGGCCCAGGAGGCCUGCCGUCUCAGCUCAGCCAUCAUCGCAGCUCCCCGGCAUCUACAGGCUGCCUUCGAGGACGGCUUCGACAACUGUGACGCUGGCUGGCUCUCUGACCGCACUGUUCGGUAUCCUAUCACCCAGUCACGACCUGGUUGCUAUGGCGACCGUAGCAGCCUUCCGGGGGUUCGGAGCUAUGGGAGGCGCAACCCACAGGAACUCUACGAUGUGUAUUGCUUUGCUCGGGAGCUGGGGGGCGAGGUGUUCUACGUGGGCCCGGCCCGCCGCCUGACACUGGCUGGCGCGCGCGCGCAGUGCCGCCGCCAGGGUGCCGCGCUGGCCUCGGUGGGACAGCUACACCUGGCCUGGCACGAGGGCCUGGACCAGUGCGACCCCGGCUGGCUGGCGGACGGCAGCGUGCGCUACCCGAUCCAGACGCCGCGCCGGCGCUGCGGGGGCCCAGCCCCGGGCGUGCGCACCGUCUACCGCUUCGCUAACCGGACCGGCUUCCCCUCGCCAGCCGCGCGCUUCGACGCCUACUGCUUCCGAGCUCAUCACCCCACAUCACAACAUGGAGACCUAGAGAGCCCAUCCUCUGGGGAUGAGGGGGAGAUUGUAUCAGCAGAGGGGCCCCCAGUUAGAGAACUGGAGCCCACCCUGGAGGAGGCAGAGGUGGUCACCCCUGACUUCCAGGAGCCUCUGGUGGCCAGUGGGGAAGAAGAACCUCUGAUUCUGGCAGAGAAGCAGAAGUCUCAAGAGACCCUCAGCCCUACCCCUGGGGAGCCCAUGCUGGCCUCAUGGCCCACUGGGGAAGUGUGGCAGAGCACGGUGGCCCCCAGCCCUAGCGACAUGGGGGCAGACACUGCAUCUGGUUCACAUACAGAGGUGGCCCCAACUGGCCCCACGCCCAGGAGGAUGGGGCGCUUCAAAGGGUUGAAUGGGCGCUACUUCCAGCAGCAGGAACCGGAGCCAGGGCUGCAAGUGGAGAUGGAGGCCGGUGCCCAGCCCCCCACCCCAGAGGCUGCAGGGAACCACUUGGAACCUCCGUUGGCUGUCACAGAGGCUUUGGGCAGUGGGCGGAGCCGGAGCCCCUGGGCCGAUCUGACCAAUGAGGUGGACAUGCCUGGAGCUGGUUCCGCUGGUGGCAAGAGCUCCCCAGAGCCCUGGCUGUGGCCCCCGACCGUGGUCCCACCCAGCAUCUCAGGCCAAAGCAGGGCCCCUGUCCUGGAGCUAGAGAAAGCUGAGGGCCCCAGUGCCAGGCCAGCUACCCCAGACCUGUCUUGGCCCCAGUCAGAGGUCACCGUCCCAGCUCCCGGCCCUGCCCCCUGGGAGGCAUCCCCAGUGCUCCCCUCCCCAGAUCUCCCUGUCAUGGCCAUGCUGCGUGGUCCCAAACAGUGGCUGCUACCAUUCUCCACCCCCACCUCCACCGAGGCCGAUAGGGUUGAAGGGCAUGGUGAGGCCACGGCCACGGCUCUGCGAUCCCCUGCUGCAGAGACCACGGUGUAUUCCCUCCCUCCCUCGAGCCCGACAGGACAGGCAGAAGAGCCCACGCCCACAACAUCUCAGUCCCCCAGGGUGGACUUCAGAGAAACUGGGGAGACCAGCCCUGCCCAGCUCAACAAAGCUGAGCACCCCAGCUCCAGCCCAUGGCCUUCUGUGGACAGGAAUGUGGCUGCAGAUUUUUUCCCCACUGCGACUGCCACUGAGCCCACCACUGAGCCCAUGGGCCUCAGGGGCAUCUCGGGGUCCGAGUCUGGGGUCUUCAACACAGCAGAAAGCCCCACUUCUGGCUUGCAGGCCACUGUAAAUGAGGUGCAGGACCCCUGGCCUUCAAUGUAUAGUAAAGGGCUGGAUGCAAGCCCCUCAUCUUCCCCCGCGGGGAGCCCUGGAGUCUCCUUGAUACCCAAAGUCACCCCAUCUUGGGUUGCUACAGAUGAAGGAGCCACUGUGAAGCCCAUGGGUUCCACAGUCACGCUGGCCCCCAGUGAUGCUAGUGGAAUUUGGGGACCUGGAUCCCAGCUGUUUGAAGAAGCGGAAAGCACGACCUUGAGCCCUCAGGUGGCCCUGGAUCCAAGCAUUGCGACAUUCCUCACCACCUUAGAGCAGGGGGACAAGGUUGGGGUUCCAGCUGUGUCUACGCUGGCCUCCUCAAGCUCCCAACCCCACCCAGAGCCAGAGGACCAGGUGGAGACCCAGGGAACAACAGGAGCUUCAGCGUCUCUGCAUCAGAGCAGCCCCCUGGGGAAACCAGCUGUGCCUCCUUGGACACCGACUGCAGCCAGUGUGGGUGAGGCUGCCUCAGUUUCCUCAGGGGAGCCUACAGUGCCAUGGGACUCCUCCAGCACCCUGCUGCCUGUCACCCUGGGUACAGAAGACUUCGAACUGGAGGUCCUGGCAGGGAGCCCAGGCAUAGAGAGCUUCUGGGAGGAGGUGGCUAGUGGAGAGGAGCCAGCCACCCCAGACCUGCCAGGGACCCCAACGAAUGAGGGUGAGGAGGAAGCCCCCUUGGAUCCCUGUGAGAACAACCCUUGUCUUCAUGGAGGGACGUGUAAUGCCAAUGGCACCAUGUAUGGCUGUAGCUGUGAUCAGGGCUUCGCUGGGGAGAACUGUGAAAUUGACAUCGAUGACUGCCUCUGCAGCCCCUGUGAGAAUGGAGGCACCUGUAUUGAUGAGGUCAAUGGCUUUGUCUGCCUUUGCCUCCCCAGCUAUGGGGGCAGCCUUUGCGAGAAAGACACUGAGGGCUGUGACCGCGGCUGGCACAAGUUCCAGGGCCACUGCUACCGCUAUUUUGCCCACCGGAGGGCCUGGGAAGAUGCAGAGAGGGACUGCCGCCGCCGUGCCGGCCACCUGACCAGCGUCCAUUCACCGGAGGAGCACAGCUUCAUUAACAGCUUUGGGCACGAAAACACGUGGAUUGGCCUGAAUGACAGGAUCGUGGAGAGGGAUUUCCAGUGGACGGAUAACACCGGGCUGCAAUUUGAGAACUGGCGAGAGAACCAGCCAGACAAUUUCUUCGCGGGUGGCGAGGACUGCGUGGUGAUGGUGGCGCAUGAAAGCGGGCACUGGAAUGAUGUCCCCUGCAACUACAAUCUACCCUAUGUCUGCAAGAAGGGCACAGUGCUCUGCGGUCCCCCUCCAGCAGUGGAGAAUGCCUCACUCAUCGGUGCCCGCAAGGCCAAGUACAAUGUCCACGCCACUGUAAGGUACCAGUGCGAUGAAGGAUUUGCCCAGCACCAUGUGGCCACCGUCCGAUGCCGGAGCAAUGGCAAGUGGGACAGGCCCCAGAUUGUCUGCACCAAACCCAGACGUUCACACCGGAUGCGGCGACACCAUCACCACCACCAACGCCACCACCAGCAUCACCACCACAAAUCGCGCAAGGAGCGCAGAAAACACAAGAAACAGCCCACGGAGGACUGGGAGAAGGACGAAGGGAAUUUCUGCUGAAGAACCAGGCUAGAGAAAGCACAACAUUCUUCCCACACCUCCUCUGGAGCCUUCACCUGGGGAGACAGAACCCAGAGAGAAACGAGAGAGUCCAGAAGUCCCCGAACCCAAACCACAUCCCCCCACGCAUAAUCCUUUGUACAAAGCUCCUCUUUCCCCCCUUUUUACGUACACAAGAUCCUCUUGGCAGGUGGAGCCAGGUGUCUGAAAAGUCCAUUCUCAUCUGGCCGAACUCUGGGAGCAUCUCCCAGCUGAAGGAAGCACAAGUGGCAAAGCUCAUUGGUCUGGUCUCUUUUUUGCCAGGCUGACUGAAGCAGGCUUUGAUGAGGGUGCAUGAGUGUAUGUUUGCAUUCACACAAAGGAAUUGCUUUUCACACCAGAGAUUCAGACUCAGUCAAUGUUGGCAGAAUUCCUAAAUCCAGGAAGAAGCCUGGACAUAGGGUCAUUAGCUUUGGGAAUAGAAGGCUACACAGAAGCACACUGUUUUUGAACUUGACGACAACUCUCCCUUUACCCUGGACUUCAGCCCAAGUUCCGCCUUUGGUCUUGGUGGAUAAACAUGUAUAGUGUGGAAAUCCUAUGUACUGCAUUUUAGGGAUGUCUUUCGAACAACCUCCCUCCAUGCCUUCAGAGUUAAGAGUGAGAAUAAUCAAAGCAAUAUGUAGGUGAUUAGGGAGAGUGUAUUGCUAACCUUUCCAGGUCUAGUCCAGUGCUGAGAUUUGGUGGUUCUGUGUGGGUGGUGAAUCUCUUUCGCACAAAUAAACAAGAGGAUGUUUAGGGCUAGAUGAGUCCAGAUUUCUUCCCCCUCCAUCUCUCAGGGAGACAAAGAACCUCCUUCCUGGAUCAAGGAGGUGCUGCCAAGUUUUCUAGCCCAGUGCCCGUACCCAGUCCCAAGCAGACAUUGGUAGUGCCCCUGCCCUGGGUCCCACCCCUUCCCCACCCCAUUCUUGUCCUCAGCCAUUGCCUGGUGGUCUAGAAACACUUAAAACUUGAAGUAGUGACACCUACCUGCAGUCAUAUUGUAGAGAGAUGCUCAAUUUUAAAACUGAAACACACACACACACACACAUUUUUCUCUUGUAGAUUUUAAUUUUUUAAGUGGAAAAAAACUCACUUUGCCUUCCUCCCCAACAUGUGCAACCUAUAAAAGGUCUCUCCACACCAGAGGCCAGGAUCCAGUUCCCUCGUCUCUGGCAGGAAAGAUCCACAGUUUUCCUCCAUGUCUCUUACCCACUUUCAACCUCUCCAGUCUGGGUAAAAUCUGUGGAUCAGGGUUAAAAACCACAGUGGAGAAUAGCCCUCUGCAGGAAAGAAAAAUAAGCAAAUACAUGGUCCACCUAGAGGUUCAGUAAAGAAAGAAAUGUGUUAACUGGACCUGAAUCUCUUCUGGGAAGUAAUUAUGACCAUUGCCAACUAAGAGGUAGACACCGUGCUAAGGACUUACAUACAACCUCCUUGAAUCUUUUCAAGAGCCUAUUGACUUCGAGACUGUGACAUUCCCAUUUUACACACAGUGAAACUGAGGCUCAGAUAUAAAGGAAAGGUACUGGCUUGAAAUCACAGCCAAGACAGGAGUAAGAAUUUGGAGUAAGAAUUUGGUCCAUACUCUGGCUCUCCCUACACUUUCUAUCCAUCAUCAAAUCCUACUCCAAAUCUGGGAGUCAGAGCCAACUCCUGUCUUGGCUCUGACCCCAAUCCUGGUCUGGACUCUGGAGAGCAGACUGACACAUAAUUGCACCCUCACACACAUUUAGGAAAUGGUUAAGAAGUGUAAACUGAUCCCUUACAUUUGUCUUCAAUCUUCCUCGCUGUAGACAUCUAUCUUGUUAUGAUUAUUCAGAAGGACCAGGGACAUAGGUUUGUCUUCUUACUUUGAUAACUCUUCUUAGUUUAAAUUAGUAAUAAUAACACAUCUUCAGCCAUCCAUGUCACACAGAAAUUUUUCUUUGUUUGCGGGGGGCUGGGGAUGCAAUGUUUUCUGGGGGGUCUUUGUUUAUGCUCCCUGCCCUCAAGCCCCUCAACCAUUUGCCCUGCUCCCACCUCUGCUUCACGGUGGAGGGGGCUUUGGUCUUUCCUAAUGUGGGCAGUUUGUCUUUUGACCUUUCCCUUUGGGAUGUGCGUGUGUGUCUGCGUGUGCCACGUGCGUGGCAUGCAUAUAAGUGUGUGCGUGUGAACGGCUUUGGGUCCUGCUGGUUUUGCUGUGAGCUGCAGUGUUCUGUGGGUCUGUGGCAUCUGACACUGUGGACAUUAAUGUACUUCUUGGACAUUUUAAUAAAUUUUUUAACAGUU